Cooperia oncophora is the source of this 384-nucleotide messenger RNA. The record is from the annotation of a GenBank genome assembly. Lineage: Eukaryota; Metazoa; Nematoda; Chromadorea; Rhabditida; Trichostrongylidae.
AUGGGAAGAGAUAAGAGGAAGGAGGAAGAUGAGGAUUCUGGCGAUGGUUUUCCACUUGAAGAAAGUACCUGGGAACCUGAGGAGAAUGUAGCUUGUCACGAAUUGAUCGCGGAAUUCGAGAGGAAGCGGAACAAGAGCAGUGAGUACGGUAGUUUUUUCUUUUAUGUGGAGAAGAAGGAGCCACAAACAGCUCCAUCGGAGAAGCGUGACGAGAAACAGCUACAUCGUAUUAUUGGACUGACGGAUGCACCCGGUGAACUGCACUUCUUGAUCAAAUGGAAGGAUCAUACUGCCGAUCUUGUACCUGCCAAAGAGGCCAAUGUGAAGUAUCCUCAGGAGGUGAUCAGGUUCUACGAGGAGAGGCUGAAGAUGCAGAACCGUUAG